GAGGGAAAGUCAAAACUAAAUAUUCGUGGUGGAGGAUGACUGCCAGGGCUAUUAAGCUGGUUUCGCCUCUCCGCGAGCUCCGUGUCCAUCUGUGUCAGAGAGCGGAAGAUUCCCGAGGAGUGAGGGAAUUUAUUGAAAAGUUCUACGUUCCCCUCAAGCAGAAUAACCCGAAGUUCCCCAUUCUGAUUCGAGAGUGCAGCGGGGUUCAGCCGAAAGUUUAUGCUCGUUACGCGGCCGGACGAGAAGCUCACGUUAGCGUCUCAGGGUUCAACGCGGAGCAGGUUAUGGGAGCUAUUGAAAAGUUGGCCAAGGCGUGAUAUGCAUAGGUGUUUAAAUAAAGCAUAGUUGUUUUACGAAA
Galendromus occidentalis (western predatory mite) is the source of this 358-nucleotide messenger RNA. It is a transcript of the gene ND-B8, whose product is annotated as NADH dehydrogenase (ubiquinone) B8 subunit. Lineage: Eukaryota; Metazoa; Arthropoda; Arachnida; Mesostigmata; Phytoseiidae. The transcript is spliced from 3 exons. Gene Ontology annotation, cellular component: respiratory chain complex I. The record is from RefSeq and is a predicted model, not a curated record. Bases 36 to 317 code for a protein of 93 amino acids.